Prorocentrum cordatum is the source of this 763-nucleotide messenger RNA. Lineage: Eukaryota; Dinophyceae; Prorocentrales; Prorocentraceae. The record is from the annotation of a GenBank genome assembly.
GGCGACUCGACAAGGACAGCGCAGGGUCUGGUACUCGGAGCCUGCAGACGAGGAAGGAGUGGCAUUGGUACCGUCGGGCCAGGCCGUGUGGUCAGAGCCACACGAGGCUUUUUAUUACUGGGACACGGCGACGGAUGAGGUCCACUGGGAGCCGCCAGCGCCGCCCCCGCCGCCGCUGCGCCCCAGGCGUAGCGGGCCUCUGGCCAGGGGCGCGGCGGCCGCGGGAGGUGCCGCCGCGGUGGCGCCCGCGGCGGCGCGGAGGAGAGCCGCAGAUAGCAACCCAGUGGUUGACGAGCGUGCUGACCGGCGAGAAGGUGGCGGGGGCACGCUCGGCAGCAGAGCCCGCGGCGAGCCCGAGACCGUGGAGGUGGACCACGGCGCUGGCGCCGACGGGGGCCAGAAGCUCAGCUACGGCUGCGUCGUCGUGGCGGUAGCACGAGAGCUCGGACUGCCAGAGGCAGAAGUGCGAGAUCUCGGCAUCAGCACCGUGGACGAGUGGCGCGCGAACUUCGGGCCCCAGGUGCACGGCCGGAGUCCUCCUGCGCAGGAGUGGGCGCGGGUGAGCUCGCGAGCCCUGGCCCUGGAGGGCGCCAAGAGGGAGGCGGCACAUAAGGCCGAAAAGGCGCGCGAGUCGCGGAGCCUCUCCCAGAUCACCUACGAGAACGAGACCAAGGAUCUGGAGAAGGCCAGACGAGCAGCCAAUCAUGUGGACAUGCUCAUGCCGCUCAGGCACCGCCAGGCCGCAGCCGCCCCGGCACGCCCG